UCUUUAAUUUUUAUUUUUGAGCAGUAGGUCAGUUGAUAUAUAGCCUCAGAACAGAAUGUUACCAUCAAGAGGUGUGCAAGGUCUGUUAGCUGCUGCAUCAGCUCUACGUAGUUGCACUGAUGUGUCACUUGUGAGGCCCACCCAACAAGUCAUGUCAUUUUACACAAAGGAUAUUUACGUGAAGCCUGGCACGGCUCACAGAAAAACCCAGCAUUUCAAGAGGAAACAUUGGAAUCCUCUCUACAGAAAAGAGAGAGCUGACCGGAUUAUGAAGGUGGACCUCAUCGACUAUCAUGAGAAAAAUGAUGAGCUCACCCCACAGGAGAUCAGAAUGAAGAUGAAGCAGCGCGGCCUUCACCCAUUCCGACCGUGGAACGAGCGCCCCAUCAACAUCAGCUGCACGCCCAGUGUGUUCGAGCCUUACGUUCCCCCUGAGUAUGACGGCAAACUCUCCAUCGCAUCUAAAGACGGCGCCAAGCAGAAGUUUGAAUUCAUGGAGAAGAAAAGCAAGACCUACAUAGCCAUACGUAAAGUAGGCAAUUAUGACGAAGAUUUCGACAUAAAAAUGUUUGUGGAUGAAGCUCAGGAUAUUUAUAUUAAAGCGCACAAAGCCAUCGCCGAUGAAGACGAGGAUCUGUUGCACGACCUGGUGACGGAGCGAGCUUUUCCUCUCGUCACUCACGAGACCAAAAACAAGACCAUCAGGUGGGAGUUCAUCGAGACGAUUGAGAAGCCUAGGGCGGUGCACGCUCGCGUCACAGAAGUCAUUGACAAGGACAACCUCUUCGCUCAAAUAACUGUCAGGAUGCACACCAAGCAGACGCUGGCCGUGUACGACAGAUUUGGCCGCCUCAUGCACGGCUCGGAAGUGAUAGCCAAAGACGUGCUGGAGUACGUAGUCUUCGAGAAACAUAUUUCCAAUACAAACGGCACGUGGCGAAUGCACGAUAAGAUCAUUCCUGAUUGGCUGCCGAAGAGACCGGCAGGUAUUCGUACGGUGCGGGAACCAUUGGAGGAAGCCGAGCCUUUCACCGAAGAAGAACGAGAAAUUAAAAAAGAAACCGCUUCUGCCGUGUAAGAAGUAUGGCUCAUAUUGUGUACAUAGACACGAGUUCUUCCCAAAUAAAUGACGACCAAAAAGGUUUU
Molecule: messenger RNA, 1146 nt
Organism: Hyalella azteca
Lineage: Eukaryota; Metazoa; Arthropoda; Malacostraca; Amphipoda; Hyalellidae
Gene: mRpL45
Product: probable 39S ribosomal protein L45, mitochondrial
Exons: 8
Coding region: 56-1078 (340 amino acids)
Cellular component (GO): mitochondrion
Source: RefSeq, a predicted model, not a curated record